UUGACUCCUCGAUCCUGUCAUGAGUAUGAGGAAGGUCUACUUGCUUUCCGUAGAGGUUGCCUGCAAGCUCCCAAUGAAGUAUCUAUAUGGACAAAAUUUUGUGAAGUAGAACUUAUCAACACAGUCAAAGAGUUAUUUAACAUAACUAGCUUGAGGGAGGUACCAAAAAGUUUAGUGAGGUUUGAAAAUCAUUUGAAUAAACCUGUGAGAAUUCACAACAUAUUUAAAGUAGCUAAUGAUCUGAGCAAGGAUAGCUCUGAAAGUAUAGAAAAUGUUGACAAAAUUCAAAAAAAGAAAUCACAAAAAGAUUCUAGAGUUUCAAAGCAGCGGAAGUGGAAAUCAAAUGUAAAGGAUGAUCAAACUAAGGUGAAUUGCCUCAAGAGAGAAGAUCUUGAUAUACAUCACCAAUAUGCCGAGGGACCAUUUUUUACUUUAGCCGACUUGGUAUUACUACCUUCAUACUACAUUAUUAGACAGUUUUUUGGGGAAAAACUUUUCCAAACCCUAUUACCACUGUCACAUAAAUGGUUUUUAAAUGUGAAAAAUGUAAAAGAAGUUGAUGAAUUGUAUAAUUUCUUAAGUACAAUUCAAAUUCAGCCGCUUGAAAUUGGUCAAAUUAAUUUUCCAGAUGUAGAGGAUGUUAGUCUAUAUAAAUCAGAUCCUAAGAGACACAAUCCUAAAAAAAGAUUGUUUACCAAACCUGAUGACAUUGAGAAAGCAUUAAAUGUUUUAGUAGAAGGCAUGGAACUGGAUAUAAGUAAUCUAGAAUUUGAGAAAACAUUUGAUUGGGAAGACAUACCUGAUGGUGCAAAUCCUGAGGCCGGCCAUUUGCCUGAUGAACGAGUGGAACGGAAAUCACAGCAACUACAAAAUCUUACCCUUGCUGUGCUCGAUAUGGCAAAGGAUGGGGAUCAUAUUGUUGAUUUCUGCAGUGGAAGCGGUCAUUUGGGUAUACUGAUUGCACACCUCUUACCAAAAUGCACAAUAAUUUUACUUGAAAAUAAAGAGCAGUCUCUAUUAAGAGCUCGAGACAGAGUCCACGAAAUGGGACUAAAGAAUGUUUACUUUUUCCAAUGCAAUUUGGAUUUCUUUAUCGGAAAAUUUGAUAUCGGCGUCGCGUUACAUGCAUGCGGUAUAGCCAGUGAUUUGGUUUUGGACAAAUGUUUGAAAUCCAAAGCUAAGUUCGUGUUAUGUCCUUGCUGCUAUGGUUCAAUUCACGCUACUGAUAGGCUGGUGUAUCCAAGAAGUGCUGCAUUUAAAGAAAUGAGUAUUGAACAAUACUUAUGUAUCGGUCACACCGCUGAUCAAACACACAAAGAACAUCCGCUUACAAUAAGAGGAGCAAGGUGUAUGGCAGUUAUUGAUUCUGACCGAGCCAGGCUAGCUGAAGAACAUGGCUAUAAAGUAACACUAUCAAGACUUAAACCACUAUCUUGUACUCCUAAGAAUAAUCUACUUAUUGGUGUACCUAUAUAA
Messenger RNA from Danaus chrysippus (African queen), 1476 nucleotides. The record is from the annotation of a GenBank genome assembly. NCBI's taxonomy places the organism in Eukaryota, Metazoa, Arthropoda, Insecta, Lepidoptera, Nymphalidae.